This is a messenger RNA of Pelobates fuscus (common spadefoot toad), 1547 nucleotides long. It is a transcript of the gene MYD88, whose product is annotated as MYD88 innate immune signal transduction adaptor. The transcript has 6 exons. Gene Ontology annotation, cellular component: plasma membrane. NCBI's taxonomy places the organism in Eukaryota, Metazoa, Chordata, Amphibia, Anura, Pelobatidae. Gene Ontology annotation, biological process: innate immune response; positive regulation of canonical NF-kappaB signal transduction; MyD88-dependent toll-like receptor signaling pathway. Gene Ontology annotation, molecular function: TIR domain binding; Toll-like receptor binding. The record is from RefSeq and is a predicted model, not a curated record. Bases 303 to 1163 code for a protein of 286 amino acids.
AUCAAUACAGAGAGUACAGCUUGCUGGAGUGUGAGUGAGGAUCAAUACAGAGAGUACAGCUUGCUGGAGUGUGAGUGAGGAUCAAUACAGAGAGUACAGCUUGCUGGAGUGUGAGUGAGGAUCAAUACAGAGAGUACAGCUUGCUGGAGUGUGAGAGAGGAUCAACACAGAGAGUACAGCUUCCUGGAGGGGACCAUUGUGGAUAAAUGAUGCAGUCAAUGAAUGACACUAGACGAACCCAACAGUAAGACUUUUUGUGCUCGACGUUGAAGUAGGGGAUAAAUUGACUUUGCUGCCGAGCCAUGGCGUGCGGAGGCGAAUUGCAAGGCGUUGAUAUGAACUCUAUACCUCUUGUUGCCCUAAAUUAUUCUGUGAGGCAGCGACUGUCUUUGUAUCUCAAUCCGGGGACUGUGGUGGCUUCAGACUGGACUCAGUUAGCUGAGGAGAUGAAUUAUGACUAUCUCGAAAUACGUAACUUCGAGAGAUCAAAGAACCCGACUCUGACGUUGCUGGAGGAUUGGGAGAAACGGUGCUUCCGUGCCACAGUUGGAGGACUUCUGGAAAUGCUGAAAAAAAUUGAAAGGAACGAUAUUCUCACAGACCUUGCAUCAUUAAUCGAGGCAGACUGUGUGAAGUACCUGCAGAAACAGCGAGAGUUAAGUCUCCCACCUCCUGUACAGGAUGAGACCGUGGACAGCAGUCAGUCACUUGGAAUCACAAUAAGUGAUGAUCCUACUGGCCAGAUACCCGAGCUGUUUGAUGCUUUUAUCUGUUACUGCACCAAAGACAUAUCAUUUGUGCAGGAGAUGAUCACGCGGUUGGAGCAGACUGAUCAUAAACUUAAGCUCUGUGUGUUCGAUCGCGAUGUCCUCCCAGGAACAUGUUUAUGGUCCAUAACCAGCGAACUUAUUGAAAAAAGGUGUAGGAAGAUGGUCGUAAUAAUAUCGGAUGAUUACUUGGACAGCAAAGAAUGUGAUUUUCAGACAAAAUUUGCACUGAGUCUUGGUCCAGGUGCCCGUGAGAAACGCCUGAUUCCGGUGAAAUAUAAAACGAUGAAGAGGCAAUAUCCCAGCAUUCUGAGUUUCAUCACAGUGUGUGACUAUACCAAUCCCUGCACACAGGUCUGGUUCUGGCAGAGACUCGCUAAGGCUCUCAAAAACUAAUCUACAGGAUGGACUUUUCAUUGCUGCAAGGGAGUCAUGUCGUGAUCCUUGACAUUAAGAGAAAAUAUAUUUUUAUUUGUUGCACAAACUUCUUCCACCGAAAGGCCACUAUUUUGAUAUAAUUACAUUUUUUUCUUUUUAAAUCCAAACUUUAUUAAUCAAAUGAAUUGCAAUGUCUGAUGUUGACUACUCUAGGUAAUGGUACACCAGACCAGUGUAGAUGUAGUUUCUUAUGAUGCUUGGGAAGAUGGCCAGACAUCAUGGUUAACGUAGUUUACAACCAUCUGGGAAAUCUCUCUUCUAGGUGAAUAAUCUAUGUCUGUCUUUUCCUCUUACAUACCUGAUACUCCAGCUUAAAUUUAAAGGUUCUGUGUGUGCAAACGG